Messenger RNA from Brassica oleracea var. oleracea, 2985 nucleotides. RefSeq lists its product as uncharacterized. Gene Ontology annotation, molecular function: nucleic acid binding; RNA-DNA hybrid ribonuclease activity. Bases 1 to 2985 code for a protein of 994 amino acids. NCBI's taxonomy places the organism in Eukaryota, Viridiplantae, Streptophyta, Magnoliopsida, Brassicales, Brassicaceae. The transcript is spliced from 6 exons. The record is from RefSeq and is a predicted model, not a curated record.
AUGAAGUGGAGAAGCCAGCUCGAGCCCUUUUCUGAAACCCCACCAGGAGAAUUCGAGAAGGAUGGUUUAUCAAUCAAUCAGACGGUUCUUGUAAGAACAGCCAUGAACAAUAUAAGUGUGAUCAAGAAAGGAGCCGAAGUGAUCAUUGCACAAGGUGGUGUUGAGUCUGUUGACACUCCGGCUUUAGACCGAUGUCUCAUGACAAGGUAUAGUUCUACAAUGCAAAUCGAGCCAUCUAAGGCCACACCAUCAAGACCACAACAUGCGACCUCAGCCUCGGUUACGAACAGAAGUGUCACCAGAGUUGGUUACAAACACGGUUUUGAAGAAGUUGAUAGUGCCACCCCAGAUUCUGAGAUUCGAGCUGCUCUUUUCUCCAUCCAUCCUGACAAGGCUCCAAGGCAACAUGGUUUCACUGCGAGUUUCUUUCAGACCAACUGGGAUGUCAUGGGACCUGCUAUGAUAAAGGAGAUACAAGAAUUCUUCAGAACGGGAUCAAUGCCUCACUCUAUCAACUCUACACAUAUCAGGUUGAUCCCAAAGAUUACGAGUCCUAAAGUAGUUUCAGACUACAGACCCAUUGCUUUGUGCAAUGUUUACUAUAAGGUAAUCUCAAAACUCCUAUCACUGAGGCUAAAACCGGUCCUACACUGUGCUAUUUCUGAGAACCAGUCAGCUUUCAUACCUGGACGAGCCAUCUCUGAUAACGUGCUAAUCACGCACGAAUUCCUUCACUAUCUUAAGACGACCAAGUCCAAAAAACGUUCCUCCAUGGCUAUAAAGUCUCACAUGAGCAAUGCAUAUGAUAGAUUAGAAUGGAGUUUCAUCGAAUGUGUUCUAUCUACAUUGGGUUUUCACGAGGAUUUUACUACCUGGAUAAUGAAGUGUGUCUCCUCUGUCUCUUACUCCUUCCUGAUCAAUGAUGCUGUCCUAGGCAGAGUGAUACCACAGCGCGGAAUUAGACAAGGGGACCCCCUCUCCCCCUAUCUCUUUAUCCUGUGUAGUGAAGUUUUAUCAGGCCUCUGCUCUAAAGCACAACAAGAUGGAACUCUCCCUGGAAUCAAAAUUGCAAAAAACAGUCCCAGUGUAAAUCACUUACUGUUCGCUGAUGAUACCAUGUUUUUCAUCCCCACCUAUAGACGUAGCUGCGCGAAACUGAAACAUAUUCUAACCAUGAAUCACAAAGGAGGGGGUGUGGGAAAGUACCUUGGCCUCCCAGAACACUUCGGGAGGAAAAAGAGAGACCUCUUUGCAUCUAUUAUUGAUAGGAUUGUGGUGAAGGCAGUAAGCUGGUCUACUAGAUUCCUUUCCUCUGCUGGUAAAAUGGUCAUGCUUAAAGCUGUCCUCACUGCUGUUCCUAGCUUUGCAAUGACUUGCUUUCUGUUACCGGUUGGCUUGUGUAAGAUGAUACAAUCGGCUCUAACACGUUUCUGGUGGGACUCAAACACCGGAAAAAAGAAGAUGUGUUGGUUAUCAUGGGAUAAGCUUACAAAACCAAAAAGUUUGGGGGGUUUGAGUUUUAAGGAUAUUCAAACCUUUAAUAUUGCUCUGCUGGCAAAGCUUCCAUGGCGCAUGCUCACUAAUCCAAAAUGUCUCCUAUCUAGAGUCAUGCUCGGGAAAUACUGCCACAAAGCUCCACUGCUCAAAGUACAAUUGGUGAAAGGCGCUUCCCAUGGAUGGACUGGUAUCCUCGCUGGUAGAGACUUACUAGCCUCCCACAUUGGAAGAGCAGUGGGAGAAGGGACAGAGAUCAAGGUAUGGACGGAUGCUUGGAUAUCAACUACGUCUCGCAUUAUACCGUAUGGGCCACUCAAGGAAGGUACAAAUGAUCUCUAUGUCUCUGAUCUUAUUAAUCGAGGUACCUGUGAAUGGAAUAUAGAGAUGAUCAGUAGGAUAAUGCCUGAUUUUGUUGAGGAAAUAUUGACUAUCAAACCGAGCAAAACAGAAGCAAGAGAUUCCUACAUUUGGUACACAGCGAAGUCUGGCAUAGACUCCGCAAAGUCAGGGUAUGCUGCGGCCAUUGCUGAUAAAGAACUCUUGGACAGUAGCGCUCCGCUUGACUCCUUUGAUUGGCAUCGAUCGGUGUGGUCUAUUUCCUCUACGCCAAAGCUACAGAUCUUCAUUUGGAAAGCGAUUCAAGGAGCUCUUCCAACGGGUGGGAAUCUACAGAAGAGGGAGAUGUUACAGAAUACUAACUGCGUUCACAGCGGUCAGACUGAGACUACUGAACACCUAUUACUACAUUGCCCCUACGCGGCCCAGGUAUGGAGCCUAAUUCCCCUGUCUGGGAGUUUUGAUCCGGGGCUCUGCUUAUCAGUUAGUGAAGUUGCUCAGACAUCAAAGACAUGGACCUGCUUGCCGCCGAGUGGGAUAAGCAGCGACAUCUUCUCUUGGGUGUGUUGGAAUCUAUGGACCACUCGGAACAAACUUUUGUUUGAGUCAAGACCAACCUCUGCACAAGCCACGGCCACAAAAUCCCUUGUGAAUGCUCGUGAAUGGCUACAGGCUCAGGACCCCACCAAAUCUCCACAGAACAAUACUCAGAUCCAAGCAAGACCGCCAUCGAUCCCUGUCGGGACAGUAACUUGUAACACCGACGACGCUUGGAAAAAGGAAUCUCUCACCGUCGGUCUGGCCUGGAUCUUCGACUCGGCUUCAUCACUCACCCGAUCAGAUGGUUGUCAAUACCAAACUUGGGUCUCAUCAGCGCUUAUGGCUGAAGGGUUGGCUAUUCGGGAGGCUCUCUCUCACGCUCAACACCUCGGCAUCACCAAAAUCUGGAUCCGUUCAGACUCUCUUUCGCUCAUCAGAGCCAUAAACUCGGUUAACAAGCCGGAGAAUCUCUACGGAAUUCUCUCGGACAUCGAGUCUCCAUCAUCGUCUUUCGUUUUUUGUUGCUUCUCCUUUGUUUCUCGUGACCUUAAUGGGCAGACAGACAAUUUGGCAAAAGUCUACCUCUACAAUGUGUUCUCCUCCUGGGCCUGA